UAAUCUUCAAUCAGUAUACUGUUUUGGAACAUUUUUAAAUCAGCAGUAUGAAUGAAUGUUAUUGAACAGUAUUUAUCACAUUAAAGUUGGUUUUCGUUGGAUUUUCUAAAUGAAUAUUCUGCCAAAGAAGAGUUGGCAUGUUCGUAAUAAGGAUAACGUUGCCAAAGUAAGACGAGAUGAAGAGAAUGCAAGGCUUGAGGAAAAAGAGCAAAAUCGUCGCGCUGCUUUGGCUGAGCGAGAAGCAAGAACAAAACAUCUACGAGAUAAAGCUCGUCAAAGAGCAAUUGAAAGCGGGGCUGAUUUUAAACAAAUAGAAGGCUCAUCUAAGAAAAGUCUUGUACCUACAAAUUUCUUUACGGAUUCAACACUUGAACGGGGUGCAACUUCAUCAAUAAAAAAUGUGGAACAUGAAAAAGAGAAAAAAGAAGAACAAGUGAAUUAUGAAAAGAAGAUUGGUCUCUUGACUUACUUGGGCCAGAGUGCAGCGGAAACAAUGGAGGACUCUGACAAGCCAUGGUAUUUUAAAACACCAAAGCGAUAUUCAGAUGGUAAAAAAGGGGAUUCGUCUAUCGAGGAUCAUCAAGAAGCAGAUUUGAAAAGAAAAAAUUCUUUGGAUCCAAUCCAAGCAAUGCAAAAUCAUCUACAGAAGAAAAAACUUGUGGAAUCGAGAAAAGAAAAAACGAAAAAGAAACAUAAGAGAAAACACAAACAUCAACAUUUUAAAAAGGAAUCUGUCCCACGCCGAUCGGGUUCAUCUAAUGAUAAAUUAGCGAAAUUAAGAGAAGAAAGACUUAAGCGAGAGAAAAAGGAAAGAGAAAGGACUAUAGCACUUUUAAAUAAUGGAGAAUCCAAUUCAUCUAAUAAUUAUAACAUUGAACGAGGGCGAUAUAAUUCCCAAUAUAAUCCUCAUCUUGUGAGACAAAAAUAUCAUUCUAAAUAUUGAUAUCAGAUCGUUUUUAUCUCUGAAUAAGGUCCAGUCUUUCACAAUAUAUUUUAUCACUGUGAUUAAACAAAUCAGUUAGAUAUCUUGUAUACAUUUUAAACCCCAGUUUUGGGUCUAAGCGCCUAAUACUCAUUUGCAAGUCAAGCUAAAUCUCUGAUAUUCGAUUUGUGAGCCCAGUCCAAGUCGUCGUGCAUUUCACAUUACCACCAAAAGUUUUGUCUUGUGUUUAACCAGAGUUGUUUUGAUAAUUUAAUCAGUGUUGGAUUUCAUAAUGUAUUGCAGUAUUUACCUCUCCAUCAACCCAUCCUAAUAUGAGUUAGCCUAUUUCUACAAGCUGUAAAUUUUUAGUUUUCCAAUUCAGUAUGUGGUAAAUCAUAUUUUACCAAAAUUUUGUUUCAUUUUCAAAAUUUUGACCGAAAUUAUCUUUAGUCCCAAGUCAAAUCUCUCUGGUGGUUGGAAAAAUCUUUCUGUUCAAAUGAUCUGAGUCACUUCGACUCUGGUUCCCUAAAACUGUUACACAGAUUACAGUUACAGAUAAAUAAUUUGCAUUUUUCCGGGUAAUAUAAAAGAGAUUCUAUUCUUCCAUAUUGAGUCCUACGAGAAACAUUUGUGAUGCUAGAUCUCUGAACUUAUUCGUAAUUUAUAGUUUAAGUGAUUUUAAAUACAAAUUGUCGAUUUGACAUUUAUAAUGAUAUCGACAUUGAUAUUUAUAAUAUUGCGCAUUGAUUUAUAUAACAAUGUUAUUAACUAGGAUAUUUUUGUUUUUGAAUUUCAAGA
Styela clava is the source of this 1720-nucleotide messenger RNA. Its product is annotated as leukocyte receptor cluster member 1 homolog. NCBI's taxonomy places the organism in Eukaryota, Metazoa, Chordata, Ascidiacea, Stolidobranchia, Styelidae. The record is from RefSeq and is a predicted model, not a curated record.